Oryza sativa Japonica Group (Japanese rice) is the source of this 1604-nucleotide messenger RNA. The record is from RefSeq and is a predicted model, not a curated record. NCBI's taxonomy places the organism in Eukaryota, Viridiplantae, Streptophyta, Magnoliopsida, Poales, Poaceae.
ACAGUAAAUAUGCACCAUACUGGUACCAUAGUAGUACUGCAUUGCAUAUUGCCGUGACAGAAAGAGGAUUAGGAUGCUAACAAAAGGCAGAUCAUAGGGUUUAAGGGUAGGUCCCUCAUAAGUAGUACUAGUAUAAGCCAAUUAAUAAGACUCUUUAGCUACAGGCAUCCUGCUUUAAAGCAUGCCGAAACUCCUUCCACUUCCUUCCUAAAACACAACCACUAUCUCUGCCAAAACCAAACCAGAAACACACACCAAACACACAAGACAAGGUAGCAACAACAAUGGCGAGACAUGGCCCUCAAAGCCAUGACCAACCACUCCAAGAAGAGGACUACAUAGACAUGGACCUGAGCUCACCUGCAGCGGCAGAGGCGGUGACUGCCAGUGCCAGAGCAAGCUUGCUCUGCUACAGCACAGCCAUGGCAGCCUCCCCACAAAACUCAAGGGAGUUCGAGUUCCACAUGUCGGCUCCGGUUGACAAGUGGGAGCCCGCGGCAUCACCAGCCGAUGAGCUCUUCUACAAGGGCAAGCUACUGCCGCUCCACCUUCCACCACGCAUCCAGAUGGUCGAGAAGCUCCUCGAGAGUGCAGCUGAGAAGGGCCUCCUCUCCGCGAGCACUGCCCCAGCAACGCCAUACCAGUCGUGCAAUGCAUCACCGGCAAAUUCAUGUUAUGUCAGUGGAGAGCUCAAUGCUGAGCAUUACUUCCACGAGUGCACAUCAGCUGGUAUUGGUGCUGCUGAGGAGGCCGCCGCCUGCGAAAAGAAGCCAUGGUCCAAGAAGCUCAAGUUCAUCAGGCAUCUCAACCUUGGCCUCAAGCUCAAGGCAUCAAAAGCUUAUAUCAAGACAAUAUUUGCCACUAAAGCAGGCAAUCCAGAUGGCAAGACUGGUACACCUAGUGCAAAUGAGCUCUCCAAUGCGCAGUUCAAGUCUUGGAGGAAGAACCCAUUUGGCCAGAUCAGAAGCAACAGGUACAUAGCCUCGCCUAUCAGCAACAGUGUCACACUUGGAGGGAGGCUUAAAGAAGAUGAGUGCGGCCACAGGAGGUCCUUCUCCAGCGUCAUUAUUCGAUACUCAUCAUCAAACAAGACAUCCUCAGCGUCAUCAUCGUCAUGCUCUUCAUCAAAUUCAUCCUCCUCCAUACUAAGCUCCACUGACUCUGGUGUGGGGCCAGUGCUCAGGAGGAGCAGCAGUGCAAGCUCAGAGAUGGACAAUCCAAUCCAGGGAGCAAUAGCAUACUGCAAAAGGUCACAGCAACUGGCCUCGGUGAGAAAGAGUGCAAGCGAUGCAGGUUUCCGUUUCAUGUCAUCAUCAGCGUCAAGGAUAGCUGCAGAGUCUGAAGAUCCAGAUGAUAUAAUUGAGAUUUGCGGACGAUGAAGUGUUUAUGUACAAAUUUAAACACUUUUGCUAAUUCUGUACACUUUUGAUCUUCAGAUACCUGCAGACAUGAUCUUAUAAUGUCCUUCAGAAAAAUUCAAGUAGCUUGUGUAAUUUGUGUAAGAACAAAUAGUUUCAAAUUUCUAAUUCUAAUCUUUAACACCAAAUAGUGUAAGCACUUGGAAUGACUGUCUAAUACCAGAGUGCAGAUUUCCCAUCAACAAA